Aureobasidium melanogenum CBS 110374 is the source of this 4572-nucleotide messenger RNA. RefSeq lists its product as uncharacterized. NCBI's taxonomy places the organism in Eukaryota, Fungi, Ascomycota, Dothideomycetes, Dothideales, Saccotheciaceae. Gene Ontology annotation, biological process: transcription initiation at RNA polymerase II promoter. The coding region runs from base 1 to 4572 and encodes 1523 amino acids. The transcript is spliced from 5 exons. The record is from RefSeq and is a predicted model, not a curated record. Gene Ontology annotation, cellular component: transcription factor TFIID complex. Gene Ontology annotation, molecular function: transcription cis-regulatory region binding; chromatin binding; RNA polymerase II general transcription initiation factor activity.
AUGCCAGGCUACUUUGACAACGCCCUUCCAACCGAGCAAUCACUGGAUCUCGGCUUUUCGGUUGUAUCGCAGAAGGUUGACUUGACCGUCAACUUUGCAAAACAGUCCAUCUCUGGCUCUACCGAAAUCACCAUCCAACCGGAAAUCAAGGAUCUUAAGACCAUCCGAUUGAACUGUCGCCAGGCUCGUAUUUCAAGCGCCAACAUCGAGGGCUCAAAAGUAGAAUUUGCCUAUUCCGACCCAUACCGAAAGAUCAAGCUUCCUGGGAGAACAACAGCCAACCAGCAUGAAUACCUCCGUAGCAAGAUCGAGGGCGCUAUCAAGCAAUCGCCGGACCCUGAACUAGCCCUGGAAAUUCCUUUGCGCGUCAAAAUCAAGGAGCUGAACAAUGAUGCCUCUUCGGCUCUGGCUAGGGAUAGCUUCAAAAGACAAGAGAGUGAUUAUCCUGGCCAGGCCGAGACUCCGACGACAUCACAUGGUCAAGAACCAUUGCUAAGAUAUGCCCCCUUGAGAGUCACGAUAGAGUUUGAGGUCACAAGUUUCCGGGAUGGUCUCCAUUUUGUUGGUUUCUCGGAUCAAGAUUCACGGUAUCCACAUCUUUACACCAGGAAUACACUGGGACCGGGCGCCGUCUGCUCUGUCUUCCCAUGCGUCGACGAUGCUACAACCCGCUGCAUGUGGGAAAUCUCAAUACGAUGCCACAAAACGCUAGGCGAUGCUUUCAAGAAGACACCGCAAAGGACUUCUGCCGAGGGGGAUGUGGAGAUGACUGGGACCGACCAGAAAGAAAAGAAGCCGCGGGACGAAUACCCGAUUAACCUCAGCGAAGAUGAAAAGUCCUUGGACUUGAGCAUUGUGUGCUCAGGUGAAAUGACAGACGAUAUUCUUGACCCUCAGGAUCCUACUUGGCGGACCGUCUCUUUUGCCUGCUUUACUCCGGUCGCUGCUCGUCACAUCGGCUUUGCCAUCGGUCCUUUUGAGCAUGUUGACCUUACUGAUUUUAGAGAAGUUGAUGAGGACGACAAGCUUGGCCAAAACGCUAUUAAAGUAGACGGCUUCUGCUUACCAGGCAGAGCGGAAGAACUACGGAACACUUGCAUGCCAAUGGCCAAGGCGAUCGAUUAUUUCGUCGUUGUUUACGGCUCUUUCCCAUUCUCCAGCUACAAGCUCAUCUUUGUUGAUGACUUAUUACAAGAUGUGGCGCACACAGCUUCCUUGUCAAUCUGUAGCACGAGACUACUGUUUCCGGACGACAUUAUCGAACCGCUGGAUCCAAACACUCGCGUACUCGUACACGCUCUUGCGAGUCAAUGGGUUGGCGUGAAUGUUAUUCCCAAAGAAGCUCGAGACAUGUGGGCCAUCACUGGUGUCUCUGGUUUCAUGCGAGACACAUUUAUGAGGAAGCUUGCUGGUAACAACGAGUACCGCUACCAACAAAAACUUGCCUCUGAACAAGUAUUCGAGCAAGAUGUGGAGCGAUACAGUAUCCAUCAACUUGGCGCUCAGCUCGACAUAGAUCCUUCAGAGUACGAUUUCAUGGCUCUCAAGUCCGCAGUGGUUCUAUUCAUCUUGGAUCGCCGACUCACCAAAGCGAGCGGAUCUUCGGGUGUUGGGCGAAUCAUCACCAGGUUAUUGCUCAACGCCAAGACCGGCGAGCUACAGAAUGGCGAACUUGCCACUGAUUGGUUCCAUCGUCUUUGUGAGAAGCUAGGUCAUACCAAGCUCGACGCAUUCUUCAAGCAGUGGGUAUAUGGCGCUGGUUGUCCACUGUUCAAAGUGAAUCAGCGCUUCAACAAGAAAAAACUGGUCGUGGAGAUGAACAUCUACCAAACGCAGCGCGAGCGUAAGAUCAAGCCUGACCUCCAGCCUUCGAAUUUCAUGAGAGAGGCGAAGGAGCAGGUCUCGGAAGUCUGGGCUCCAGAAGUUUCGGACCCUUUCACUGGACCUAUGACUAUUCGUAUCCACGAAGCUGAUGGCACACCAUAUGAGCAUAUCGUGGAAAUUAAGGACACGCAUACCAAGAUCGAGAUUCCUUACAACACAAAGUACAAGCGUCUAAAGCGAUCGAAGCGUGCGAAGGAGCGAGCCAUGGCUGCCAACGGCAUUGAUCUUGGUGGGGAAGCUGAAAACGAUGUACUGCUUUACUGUCUUGGUGACGUUCUCCAAUCAGAAGACGAAGUCAAAGAUUGGCGCCUGGUUGAUUGGGGCAAAGAAGAGGAAGAUCGAAUGGGCCAAGAAAGUUAUGAGUGGAUCCGUAUGGACGCCGACUUCGAGUGGAUUGGCAAGAUCGAUUUGAUCAUGCCCAUCUACAUGUACGUCAGUCAGUUGCAACAAGACAGAGAUGUCGUGGCACAAUACGAAUCACUACAGCACGUUCUGAAGCAGAACGCACAUCCUUUGAUGUCUACCAUUCUCGUCAGAACACUAAUGGAUCGUCGAUACUUCCAUGGUAUUCGUACGCUAGCGGCUGAGGGUCUUACCAAGUGUGCUACACCAAGCUUGAACUGGGUAGGCCAGUAUCAUCUCGAGAAAGCCUUCCAGGAGUUCUUCUGCUUCGCCGAUUCAACCAUGCCUCGUGCUAAUGAUUUCUCGGACCGCAUGGGCUAUCUGAUCCAGAAAGCAAUUCCAGUCGCGUUAUCUCAUAUCAAAGAUGAACGUGGCAAGGUACCAAUGAGUGUGAGGAGAUUCUUCGUUGACAAGCUCAAGUUCAACGAUAACUCCAACAACGAGUUCUCUGAUUGCUACUAUGUUUCCACGCUUAUGCGAUGUCUCGCCGAGUCCUUGAUAGCCUCUGCAGUGCCACAACAGACCUUUGCCAUCAACCCCGAUGACGAAGAUGACUUGAUGCAAGAGAAUCUUGAGGAUGAAAAAUUCCAGAAAGAAGCCAUCAACGAAUUGGAACGCUAUCGCCGCAUUGACGAAUGGAUUUCUUCUUAUCGAAACAUUUAUUCCGUCACAGCCCUCGAAUGCAUGCGAAAAUUGCUCGAACAUGGCGUAGUGAAGAACAAGAAAGUCGAAAUUCUGCAGUACACACAAUCUGGCAAUGCCGACGAGGUCCGCCUAGCAGCAUGGGAUUCUCUUGUGCAACUCAAGCUUGCAAGACGACCACAGAUCCUCAAAUAUCUGCUGUAUUCGUUAUGCGAUGAUCCCUCGCCCUACUUCAGAGACCAGCUACUACGAGUACUGGGCCAAGCUCUAGGAACGAUCGCUUUGAAAAAAGAAGAAGCCGAGAAACCGGCUCCAAAGCCCAUCGAAACUGGAGGUCUUGUUCUCGAACAGGAAGAACCCUUGGCUGUCCAACCAUUGCCAGAGGACCUUGCUGGAAAAAGUCCACCUGAAAUCGCUUUGGCCGUCCUUAAGGCUGCUCUUAUAGAUGACGAGACUUUCAAGGCAGCGUUAUGGCAUGUUAUACAAUCGCCGACGCUGGCCAUACCUGAAGUGGUAUCGUUCCUGGAUAUUGCAGCCCUGAUCUAUGAUGCAUCGAAUGGUCUCAUUGUGCGCCUCCGCCUGCCUCGCUUCUACACUGCCAAGCACCUCGGCAAAGGUAAAGUGCAAUUUAAGGAGAAGGAAAGAUACCGUACGGCACCAACUACAGGUCUUGGUCUUGAUGAAUUUGAGUUGGUGCAGCAGCAUAAUCUCAAGUAUAACGGGCCACUAUCAAAGGCCGCUAAGGAUCAUAUUAAAACUCAAAAGCAGGAGAAACAAAGACUGGAAAGCGAACUGGCAGCAGCACAGGAGUUGCUCCAGAGACAGUUAAACGCGCAGCAUCAGAUCCUACCUCCGCCAGCGCCAAAGCCUGUAAAUGUGCCCACCACGGCCAUGUCUCCUCCGCCACUGCCUGUAUCUACUCCAGGUGGCUCUAUGAAAAUCACCCUUAAACGCAAGCAGAGCUCAACGGCUGAGCCACGUGCGAGUAGUCCUAAGCGCCCUCAUCUUGUUCAACCUGCGACAAAUGGUACAGGUGGAACAAUAAAGGUGGAAAAGAGCCCGAGUCUCAAUCUGGGAAAGGUACAUGCGCAAACACCAUCGCGUACGGUGUCUGGUGCAUCUGCCCCUGGAUCCUCUGCACCAUCGCGAAAGCCCACAGCAGGUGAUAAGCCGGGCAAGUCUAAGAUCGUUCGCCUGAAGAUUACAAAGCAGAAACGCCUGCAGAAGAUUCUUUCACAAGCACCUCAGCCCGGCUACAGACCGCAAAAACAGAAAGCUGCUAUCCCUGCCAAGAUCAACACAUCUACUUCAGCACGGCCCAGCCCUGCAUCAUCAGCUCCCGGUGGUUCGCAUAGCGGCAGCAACGGGGAUUUCUUCGCCAGCCCUGAAGUCACCUCUGCACUCUCCACUGGCGCAAGUGUCGGUGCGUUCAGAAGCUGGAAUGGCAUAAGUGCGGUCAAACAGGAGACAGAUUCGGCACCAUUGAGCGCAAUAAGUCCCAUGACAACAAUUCCUCCAGGAACCAGCAAUGGUACUGCUACUGCUACUACUACUGGCACAAUGAGUCCACGUCCCUCAGAAGGUGGCGAGGAAAAGAAGCCAAAGUUCAAGCUCAAGUUCGCCAAAAAGCCGCCCGCCCCCUAG